Neogale vison (American mink) is the source of this 1113-nucleotide messenger RNA. RefSeq names its product forkhead box E1 (gene FOXE1). Gene Ontology annotation, molecular function: RNA polymerase II cis-regulatory region sequence-specific DNA binding; DNA-binding transcription factor activity, RNA polymerase II-specific. The record is from RefSeq and is a predicted model, not a curated record. Lineage: Eukaryota; Metazoa; Chordata; Mammalia; Carnivora; Mustelidae. Gene Ontology annotation, biological process: anatomical structure morphogenesis; cell differentiation; regulation of transcription by RNA polymerase II. Bases 1 to 1113 code for a protein of 370 amino acids. The transcript has a single exon.
AUGACGGCUGAGAGCCGGCCGCCGCCGCCGCAGACGGAGGCGCUAGCGGCCGUGAAGGAGGAGCGCGGUGAGGCUGGGACCGGGGUCGCGGCAGAGGCGGCGGGUCGCGGCGCGGGCGGGCGUCGGCGGAAGCGCCCCCUGCAGCGCGGAAAGCCGCCCUACAGCUACAUCGCGCUCAUUGCCAUGGCCAUCGCGCACGCGCCGGAGCGUCGCCUCACGCUGGGCGGCAUCUACAAGUUCAUCACCGAGCGUUUCCCCUUCUACCGCGACAACCCCAAAAAGUGGCAGAACAGCAUCCGCCACAACCUGACGCUCAACGACUGCUUCCUCAAGAUCCCGCGCGAGGCCGGCCGUCCAGGCAAGGGCAACUACUGGGCGCUCGACCCCAACGCCGAGGACAUGUUCGAGAGCGGCAGCUUCCUGCGCCGCCGCAAGCGUUUCAAGCGCUCGGACCUCUCCACUUACCCAGCCUACAUGCACGACGCGGCCGCCGCCGCCGCCGCCGCCGCCGCCGCCGCCGCCGCCGCCAUAUUCCCGGGCGCGGUGCCCGCGGCCCGCGCGCCUUAUCCGGGCGCCGUCUACGCAGGCUAUGCCCCGCCGUCGCUCGGCGCGCCGCCCCCAGUCUAUUACCCCGCUGCGUCGCCAGGUCCGUGCCGCGUCUUCGGCCUGGUGCCUGAGCGGCCGCUCAGUCCUGAACUGGGCCCCGCGCCGUCGGGGCCCGCGGGCUCCUGCGCCUUUGCCUCGGCGGGCGCUUCCGCCGCCUCCACCGGCUACCAGCCUGCGGGCUGCGCUGGGGCCCGACCUGCCAAUCCCUCCGCCUAUGCGGCCGCCUACGCGGGGCCGGAUGGCGCGUACCCGCAAGGGGCGGGCAGUGCCCUCUUCGCAGCGGCUGGCCGGUUGGCUGGGCCCGCCUCGCCCUCCGCGGGUGGCAGCGGUGGUGGCGUCGAAACCGCGGUGGACUUCUAUGGGCGCACAUCGCCCGGCCAGUUCGGAGCGCUGGCGCCCUGCUAUAAUCCUGGUGGGCAGCUCGGAGGGAGCAGUGGAGGCGCCUACCAUGCUCGCCAUGCGACUGCCUAUCCCGGCGGUGUGGAUCGAUAUGUGUCCGCCAUGUGA